Messenger RNA from Centropristis striata (black sea bass), 3605 nucleotides. Its product is annotated as girdin-like. NCBI's taxonomy places the organism in Eukaryota, Metazoa, Chordata, Actinopteri, Perciformes, Serranidae. The record is from RefSeq and is a predicted model, not a curated record. The transcript has a single exon. The coding region runs from base 150 to 2363 and encodes 737 amino acids.
AAAACCUCUACAGAAAGAGGGCAGAGGGGAAAGCUGCAGAGAAAGAGUGUGCCUCCCUUCAAAACGAAGUUAGGGAACUCACUGACAAGGUCAAAAAUUACAAAACUGUAAAUGCAGCUCACAAAGCGACACAGGAAAAGAAUGAUCGAAUGGCCCAAGAAAUACAUGCUCUUCGCGAAAAGUGUGAGAAACUCCAGAGGAAAUCGGCCAAAAUGGAAAGAAAGACUGCAGAGUGUGAUGAUCUCCAAAGACACCAAGAAGAACUCCAGACCGAAAUUCAGUUCCUGCAGAAGGAACUCCAAAGAAACGGAGCUUUGGUGUCGGAAGCUGACCUUGAAGACUUUGAUGCAAAGAAACAGCAGAACAACGACAUGCAAGAAUGUCUCCUGCAGCUCAGGGAAAUGCAUCAAAAUUUCCUGUCUUCGCAAAAAUUAAACACCGCUGUAAAAGCUGAAAUGUACAAUGUAACAGAGCUCAAUACAGCUUUGCGAUAUGAGAUUGGCAAGAUAAAAGCAGACCUUCGAAAUGAACAAAGUCUGCGGGAUUUAAACGUUUUGAUCACAAAGGAAAGAGAUGAAAAGGUCAAGGAACACGAGACACUUCAAGAAGAACUCCUGCAGCUCAGGGAAAGGCAAAAGAAUGUCAAAGCUUUAGAAGAAUCGUACCGUGUCGUAAAAGCAGAGAAAAUGGUUGUUAGCCAGAAGUUCUAUGAUUUGCUACAGGAGGUUCAAGACUUAGAGAAAGAACUUAAAAAAGAAAAGGCUUUGAAGGAAAAGAAUGAGACGAUGCAAGCAUGUAACGAAGAGGUGAGCCAUCAAAACCAACUCUUCCAAAAUGAAAUUGUGCAGCUCAAGGAAAGGCUGGAGAACUUCAAAGCUUUGGAAGAAUCCUACACGUUUGCAAAAGCAGAGACCGAGGUUAUUAGCCACGAGAACGAUGCUUUGCAACAUGAGAUUCAGGACCUAGAGAAAGAACUUGAGAACGAAAAGGCUUUGAAGGAAAUGAACGAGUCAAUGCAAGCAUCUAAUGAAAAGGUGAGCCAUCAAAACCAACUCUUCCAAAAUGAAAUUGUGCAGCUCAAGGAAAGGCUGGAGAAUUUCAAAGCUUUGGAAGAAUCCUACACAGUUGCAAAAGCAGAGAGCGAGGUUAUUAGCCACGAGAACAAUGCUUUGCAACAUGAGAUUCAGGAGCUAGAGAAAGAACUUGGGGACGAAAAGGCUUUGAAGGAAAUGAACGAGGCGAUGCGAGAAUCUAACGAAAAGGUGAGCCAUCAAAACCAACUCUUCCAAAAGGAAAUUGUGCAGCUCAAGAAAAGGUUGGAGAAUUUCAAAGCUUUGGAAGAAUCCUACACCGUUGCAAAAGCAGAGAGCAAGGUUAUUAGCCACGAGAACAAUGCUUUGCAACAUGAGAUUCAGGAGAUGCACAAACAGGUUCAGCAUGGAGAAACGCUGCAGAAAAUGACCCACGAACUUCGAGUGUCAAAUGAAGAAAGGAGGGGUCAAAAUGAGGCUCUGCAGCAGGAACUCCGAGAUCUCAAACAAAAAUCGGACAGUUUUAAGGUGUGGGAAGACAAGUUCCAAGAAACUUCGGCCCACAAGGACGACUUGGAGAAACAGAACAUUGAUUUCAACAAGCAGAUCCAGGAUGCCAAUAAACAGCUCCAGAUCAGACAAAAUUUUAAGGAAAAACUUGCUGAUCUGGAAGUUGAAGAAAAAUCCCUACUGGUAGAAAACAGAGUCCUGAGCGAGACCCAUUCUGAAGCCUUCAAUAGGUUUCAGCAAGAAGAAGAUUGGGAGUCCAAGUAUAACGUGCUGAAGGAACAGACAGACACCUUGAAACUACAGAACAGCGAGGCCACUGACAAAAUCAAUGGUUUUAACAACAAGCUUGUAGCUCUGAGUACUUUUAAGGCACAGUAUAAAGUAAUGAAGGCAGAGAAAAAAGUUCUUACUUCACAGAAUAACACUCUGCAAAAACAACUGCAGGACCUGGAGAAAAAGGUCACAAAAGAACAAAUUUCGGAGGAAAAACACAAUGUCAUUAAGUCAGAAAAUGACAUCCUGAACCAAGAAAACAUCCUUCUUCUACGUAAAGUUAAGGAACGCAGCGAGUCACUCAAAGGCACAAAAGUUCUGACCAAGCUCUAUAAGACCCUGAAAGAUGAGAAAAACGCCAUGAGCCGGCAGAAUGAGACACUUCUUAAAGAACUCCUGAAGCUUGAGAAAAAAGCAAAGGAUGAGAAGGCUCUAGAGGAGAAGUGCACAUCGAUGAGAACAGAGAAAGAAAACACAAGAAGGAGUGGGGUCAUUCUCACAGAACGUAUUAGCUCCCUCGGAGAAACAAACACAAGCGCACAAAUUUAGCACAUUCAGAUUGACACCAAGCAACUUUUUUCAAUCAUUCCUAAAAAUUAAAUUCAUUCAUUCCUUUGAUUUACUUUUAACUUUACCCUUAUUACUUCCCUUACCACCUGAAUGAAAACUUAAUUCCUUUACUCUGGGUUUACUCUGGGUGCUCCAGUUUCUCCCGCAACCAACAUAUAAUUUGGUUAUUUCCUAAAAAAAAACUUUAUUCCUUACAGUGCUUUUAACAGGGCGUUUACUCUGGGUGCUCCAGUUUGCCCACAACCAACAUAAUUUGGUUAUUUCCUUAAAAAAAACUUUAUUCCUUACAGUGCUUUCAACAGGGCGUUUACUCUGGGUGCUCCAGUUUGCCCACAACCAACAUAAUUUGGUUAUUUCUUCAAAAAAAACUUAAUUCCUUACAGUGCUUUUAACAAGGGGUUUACUCUGGGUUCUCCAGUUUGCCCACAACCAACAUAAUUUGGUUAUUUCCUUAAAAAAACUAACUUCCUUACUUUUUGCUUUUAACAAGGGGUUUACUCUGGGUGCUCCAGUUUGACCACAACCAACACUGAAUUAAUUUGGCAAUUCAUUCAUUGAAAAAAAAAAUUCAACCUGGAACGGGCUGGUUGAACUGGCCAGAAAUUUAGAAGACAUAACAUUAUUGCAACAAGGUGUUCAGAUAUCAGGAUUACGUUUGAAAACAAAUUUUUAUGAAUAGAAACAGCUCCUUUAUGAAACACUGCAUUUGGAGCUUAAAGACAUCAAAUCUCCCACUGCAAAGGAUGAUGGGUAAAAUGUUGUUCAGACAACAUGUUCUCAGUCAGUACUGGACAACAAAAACAGCAGAGACCAGUGCCCGAAAUAAACUUCUGACUGUGCAGAAGUCAGAUAGAAAGAGACAGCAAGAAUCAAAAAGCCACACAGCGCUAUUUACGACUAUCUGCAAUUCCCUUAAACCACUGGCCCGAACAUAGAACCAAAACACCGCUGGCAAAAAAAACGAGCCACGCACACUGGCCAGCACACAUCCGCAUUGAUAUGCUUAUAGACACUUUCCAUCAGCUUGCAUCAAUCUCCUUUUUCUAAACAAAAACUCAUACUCAAACCAACUCAAAUCACAAUACACUCGACCUGGACCUCUAACACAAUCACCAGUACAAAUCCUAAACCUCACACGGACAGAAUGAGGCUCUGUCAUGGAAAAUAGGACUCAGGAUCCAAACCAUCUGAGAAAUGCAUGCUAUUGUGGUGAGAUAGAUA